Messenger RNA from Bursaphelenchus okinawaensis, 3049 nucleotides. Lineage: Eukaryota; Metazoa; Nematoda; Chromadorea; Rhabditida; Aphelenchoididae. The record is from the annotation of a GenBank genome assembly.
AUGGAGGACAAUGUUUUCUAUUCUGAUGGGGAUAAUACCUUUGCCAACACGACUCUCAAACACUUCAAUGUUAUCAAACAAUCUCCAGCUUACAAGAAAGUUGAAAGUUCUGUCUCUAAAGACAUGGAAGGCUUGGUUAACAUGGAUUCUACGCCUGCAAUGCUGUAUGAUAAGAGAUUAGACACGGCACAGAGACUCAAGAUUCUUGGAGAUUUGUUACACUGUACCUUAUUAGCGGCUGAACAUCGAGGUGGAUACUCGUUGAAUGACUUGAACAAGUUGAAAAUGGAUUUCGAGUACGUUUUUAAUAAAUUGUUUUGUUUUUUAGAUUUUAAUGUAUUAUUUAACGCCUAUCUUAGCAUUCUUUUUUUGUUGUAGGGAAGAUACAGCCUUGCAAUUGGACUCUGUGGUGAUGAACUUUGAAUUCCAAACGCUAAAGUCUUUCAUUCAGUCAGAAGCUAUGAGGCCGUAUGUCAGGUUGAUGCAGAAUGAAGAAGGAGAGACUGUAGUCAAAGGCCAAGACAUGGAGAAUCCUUUGUUACAUCAGCUAAUGCACGAUCAAGUUGCUUCCAGGGACCUAGAUGAAAUUAGAAAAGCUAAAGAAGCGAAUGAGUAUAGUACUAGAGUCAAUCUGGCUUUGAACGAUCCAGAGGUCUUAAAGGUAAGUUGUUAUUGAGAGUUUUUUUAGUGAUUUCAAGCCUAUAGGCUUAAGAAUUACCUUUUAUAUUUUUUUGCGUAUUAAUUAACUUUUUUUGUUUUUAGAACAAGUUAAAGCUGCUGGAAAUCGUGCAUGAGCUUGGUGGUCGUGACAUUGCAGUUGAUUACAGCAGAGUGCAAAGGAGGUUUGAGGAGAAACAUGGUGUCACUUUGAAUAAAAAGGUAAAUUUUGUUAAUUUGAACUUUUAAACGUUUCUUUUUUACUAUAUUGCUAAUUUAUUUUUAUACUUAUUAUGAUACAUGUUUAAAACUCAUUGUGUUGUCUAGAAGUCAAAAGAAAUGUUUAAAGUUGGGCAUGCCAAGGAUAUGCUGAAUGAUGUCUUCAAUGAUGAUCUUGUUGUUAAAGAAUCAAAUGAAGCCAAUGGUGCAUUGUUUGUAAAGAUGUAUGAAACAUUUGACAGUAAGUGGCGUACAACUAUUACUUACUUUUAACUAUAUUAAGUUUAAUUUAGAGUUAGUUUAAGAGAUGUAGUUGUUUCUAUUUGGAUAAUUCGAUUGUAAUGUAAUUGUAAGUGUUGCAGAGAUCAAAGAAAAGUACGAAAAUCUUCAAAACAUAAAACAACGAUUGGACAAAGAAAAGGAAAUAAAGAAGAAACAAGACGAAAGAAGCUACUUUAAUGACAGAAAGAAACGACCUCCAAAAGGCGGAGUAAGGCAACUUGUCUUUAAAAUCAACUUAUAGUGUUUGUCGUAAGAAUGUAUUAUAUCACAUAGUUCAGUCAAUUAUCAUAAACAUUAUCUUGUAGAGACAAAUGGACUUCAACAUGCCAGAUAAUGUUCGAGCAGCUUCACUUAACCAGCCUCCAUCCUUUAUGUCACAAGAUACUAAUGAAGAAGCGGCAGAAUCUGCGAAGAAAAUGUUUGCAGGAGGAGAUAAAGGGGGUUCAGAUGAUGAAGAACAAGUCUUUUCUGAUGAAGAGAAGCCUGUGUACUCUGAUGAUGAGAAGCCUGUGUAUUCUGAUGAGGAGAGACGUGCUUAUUCAGAUGAAGAAGAUAACGAUGGCCAGGAUCAAGAGGAUGGUGACUUCUACUAUAAGGCAACUGGUUCUGUAAGUGUAAAAUAUUACAAUUGUAAUAGGUUUUGGUUUCUUUUUUUAUAAUUUUAUAUAUUACGGGGAAGAACAUUAAUGCUGACUUAUGUCAUCUAUUUAUGUGAUCAAACAAUCCUUUAAAAAGCGAAUUAUAAGAUGAUUUAGUUACAUAAACCGUUAAUUUAGGCACCAGUUAAAGUCGUAGCUGAGGAAAGUAAUCUUGAUGAUGUUUUUGGCGACUGCGACGAAGAAUCCAGUGAAAAAGAAGAAGCAGAAACUUCUGAAGACAAGGAAUCAGAAAAAGUGUCAGAACAAGAAUCAGAACUAGACAAGAAUAAAGAAACUGUCAAGAAAGAGACGUUCAAUGCCACUGCAGUUGUAUGUUAUUUUAGUUUAUAGUAACUUAUGAAUUUAUCUUCAGUAUUUAAAAAAAUAAUUUUAGUAAGAAAUUUAGUUUGUCUAGGAUACAUUGUAUUUACUUUCAGGACUCAGCAGAAUUAACAGCAAAACUGAACGAAGCCUUUGCUAGUAGCGAUGAAAGCUUGGAAUCGGAGGAUUCUGAAGAUGAACGGUGGAAACCAAUUUGUGUAGAAAGGCCAGGAGAAACAGAAGGGGUUGAACAAGUACGAAAGCUUUUGGAAGAAGCAAGACGGUCUGUAUUAAAAGAAGCACAGAAGCCUAUACCUAAAGAAGCUGCCAAACCAUUUGCUGAAGUGAAUGGCUUAUGUAAUGGUAAUGUAGUGACAGAAACGAAAAUAGUACAUAAAGAAGAUAAAAACAAGAUUCAGAAUUCAAAGACAGUAAAUGGUGACGAUAGAAAUGACAUUCUGAUCAUGGGGAUGAAGAGCAAUAACAACAUUGCUGAAGUGAGUUUGUACAACAGUAUUGUAGUAUUAAUAUCUAUUAUACUAGUAUUGGAGUUUCUUUUGCACAUACAGUUUAGGUUUAAUACUCAUUUUUUAGUUUGAAAUUGUGAUGUUUGUAAAGGGAUUGUUAGCCGGUUGUCACCCAAAUCUGAUGCACAUCGACGUUGUUGUGACGAAGUUACGACAGUUUAUGCCUCAGAAUGCCAUUGUCAACGAUUCUAGUGUUUUGAAUAGGAUCAAGGACCUUCCGUUUCUGAGAGUCAUCGACGGAAACGUAAGCUUUGAAAUUAUCGUAUUAUGUCUCACUGAAUUUUACACCAAAUGGUGUUAUUAGGCCAUAUUAUUCUUUGUCAAUUUGAGUUUAAAGGAUUUAAUAUUUUACCAAGGUUUUAUUUUCAGUUUGUGGCGGUUGUGGAUCAGACUUCAGGAAGAUAA